Messenger RNA from Folsomia candida, 513 nucleotides. RefSeq names its product phospholipid scramblase 1. The record is from RefSeq and is a predicted model, not a curated record. Gene Ontology annotation, cellular component: plasma membrane. Gene Ontology annotation, molecular function: phospholipid scramblase activity. Bases 1 to 513 code for a protein of 170 amino acids. The transcript is spliced from 3 exons. Lineage: Eukaryota; Metazoa; Arthropoda; Collembola; Entomobryomorpha; Isotomidae. Gene Ontology annotation, biological process: plasma membrane phospholipid scrambling.
AUGAAUGGAACUAACGAAGGGGGCCAUCCCGAGACUAUGCUUGUGGCAAUCCCAUCAUCCAAUGUCAUUCCUGGAUUGGAGUGCUUGCUUCCCCUCAGUCAAAUUUUUGUAAGACAACAAAUUGAUGUGUUAGAGGUUCUGGUCGGAUUCGAGCAAUCAAAUCGCUACGUGUUCUUUGCUCCAAAUGGACAAAUGGUGUACAUUGGUGACGAAGAAAGCAACUGCUGCGCCAGACAAUACUGCGGAAGUGCGAGAGGAUUCGUGCUGCACAUUCGAGACCCCAACGGGUUUGGCAUCCUCUUGGAUCGACCACUCCAAUGUUGUUUGACUAGCAUGAGUGUGUUUGCAAUCAGUACGGGUCAGUUGUUGGGGACAAUUCAGCAACAAUGCGUACUCUGCAGUGGGGCCCGAUUCAAUGUGAAUGAUGAGAUGGGAAACGUCGUAUUUAUCAUUAAAGCCCCCUGUUGUACAACCGCUUGUUGCGGCAACGUCAGUUUUGAUGCAAGUUUUUGA